Messenger RNA from Trypanosoma brucei brucei TREU927, 654 nucleotides. RefSeq lists its product as hypothetical. Gene Ontology annotation, molecular function: RNA binding. Bases 1 to 654 code for a protein of 217 amino acids. The record is from RefSeq and is a predicted model, not a curated record. The transcript has a single exon. Lineage: Eukaryota; Euglenozoa; Kinetoplastea; Trypanosomatida; Trypanosomatidae.
AUGCCUUCAUAUCCGUCGCACGACGAUCGCCAACGAACCAAAAACGAGGGUGCUAAGGAAAAGGGCCAGGGUGCUGAGAAUGAGAUCCGUGUGACUGCGAGGCCUGGAAGCCGUGGUUACAUCACGUAUGCGUUAGCGCUCCUACGUGGUGAGGAGGGGAAACCGAAGUAUGACUCCGUGAAGAUCAGUGCUAUGGGUGCUGCUAUCCGCAGCGCGGUCGGCGUCGCGGAAGUGCUGAAGCGCCGUGUGGCUGGCCUUCAUCAGACGACCGAAAUCUCGUCUGAAGUUAUCCACGACACGUACGAGGGUAAUGAUGAUAAGACAGAGAAGAAGGAGGUGGAGCGGAAAGUUUCAACGAUUCUUAUUACGCUGUCGUUGAAGCCGCUGGAUGUGAACCACAUUGGUUACCAGGCCCCGCUCCCCGAGUCUGAGGUGAAGGAGGAAGAGGAACGUUCCCAAAUCAGUCGUGGGCGUGGUGGUGGUGGUGGCAGCCGUGCUGGUGGUCGCGGUGCUGGGCGAGGUGGCGGCAGCCGCGGUGGUGGUCGCGGUGCUGCUGGCAGCCGUGGGCGAGGUCGCGGCCGAGGUCGUGGUGGCACCGGCGGUGGUGCGCAUGGGAGUCAGCGGGACGGCAGCGAUUUGGGUGAAGGCAACUGA